Messenger RNA from Penicillium paradoxum, 1125 nucleotides. Its product is annotated as putative formamidopyrimidine-DNA glycosylase. Gene Ontology annotation, cellular component: nucleus. Bases 1 to 1125 code for a protein of 374 amino acids. The record is from RefSeq and is a predicted model, not a curated record. Gene Ontology annotation, biological process: base-excision repair. NCBI's taxonomy places the organism in Eukaryota, Fungi, Ascomycota, Eurotiomycetes, Eurotiales, Aspergillaceae. Gene Ontology annotation, molecular function: DNA-(apurinic or apyrimidinic site) endonuclease activity; damaged DNA binding; zinc ion binding. The transcript is spliced from 2 exons.
AUGCCCGAGCUAGCAGAGAUCCACCGCAUUGUUUAUUUCAUUCGUGAGCACCUGGUGGGGAAGACGCUCUCCAAAGUACAGGCACAGCAUGACGACAUUGUAUUUGGCAAAGUUGGCACUAGUGCCGCGGAGUUCGAAAAAGCAAUGCAAGGAAAGAAGAUCGUGGGAGCGGGCCAACAAGGGAAAUACUUCUGGAUCACAAUGUCCUCACCACCACACGCCGUGAUGCACUUUGGAAUGGCUGGCUGGUUGAAGAUCAAGGAUGCCGACACAUAUUACUAUCGAACCGACAAACCUGCUGAUCAGGAAUGGCCUCCUAAAUAUUGGAAGUUCCUGCUAGAGACAAGUGAUGAACCGAAAACAGAGGCGGCAUUUGUGGAUGCCCGCAGACUUGGUCGCAUUAGACUCGUGGAUUGCCCAGCUGAUGAAAUACGAAAUCACACCCCGCUCAAGGAGAAUGGACCCGAUCCUAUCGCCGAUAAAGACACUGUGAAUGAAGCAUGGUUGACAGAGAAGCUGAGAAAGAAGAAAGUGCCGAUCAAGGCCCUUCUACUUGAUCAAGCGAAUAUUAGUGGAAUCGGAAAUUGGAUGGGUGAUGAGAUUCUUUAUCAUGCAAAGAUACACCCAGAGCAAUACAGCAAUACCUUGAACGACGAACAGAUCAAGGCCCUACAUUCCGCCAUUCAUUAUGUCUGCUCAACAUCUGUUGGUGUACUGGCCGACUCAGAGAAGUUUCCCGAGCACUGGCUGUUUAAACACCGCUGGGGCAAGGGCAAAAAGAACCAACCGGCUGCUCUUCCCAACGGCGAUAAAAUCACUUUCCUUACCGUUGGAGGUCGAACGAGCGCUGUUGUCCCAGCUGUCCAAAAGAAGACUGGUGCUGUUGCCAAAGAUAUUGAAGAGGAACCCACGAAAAUGACGCAAACCACUCCAGCGAAUUCGAAACGGAAGCGUGCUCCCCUACCAAAGAAAGAAAGCGACUCAGACGCGGAAGAAGCAACGCAGACAAAGAAACGAGGAACCCCAAAGCAAAAGAAACCGAAUGUAAAGAGGGAGGAUUCUGACGAGGAGAAGCCAAAGCCCGCCGCCGUUGGCAGAAGACGAUCUACCCGCAUGUCUAAAUGA